Lasiosphaeria miniovina is the source of this 1371-nucleotide messenger RNA. RefSeq lists its product as uncharacterized. The record is from RefSeq and is a predicted model, not a curated record. The transcript is spliced from 7 exons. Lineage: Eukaryota; Fungi; Ascomycota; Sordariomycetes; Sordariales; Lasiosphaeriaceae. Bases 1 to 1371 code for a protein of 456 amino acids.
AUGGCGGCCAGCUUCUUCUCACGAACCGUCACCAAGCGCAUCAUUGCCGGUGGAGCCGCAGUCGGCGGAACUGGUGUUGCAGUCAACCAGCUGUCAGGCCCAAGUCUGGCCCACACCGCCGCGGAAGCCAAGGCCCAGUUCGAGACAUCAUGGGGGUACCUGAAUGUGGUCAAGCUGCCCGACAACUGGACGGGCAAGGUCUUCCGCAUCAGAAACGACUACCCCAAGCUGCCCGGCACCUUUGACAUCGAAGCGCCGUGGCUCGAUAUCGACUACAAGGAAGACCCGCUCGAGUACUGCGCGCGGGUCAAGCUGUACUGCUGGGAGGGCAAUGUCAACAGCGAAUUUGACGUGCACAAGAACCCCAUCCGCCCCUGGUACCAUGCCCCGUGGAUGCACUGGAACGACAAUGGCCGGGAGCCAGUCCACGGUCUGACUUUCGAGCGACCCACCAAGGCGGGAGAGCUUUCGGACAAGCAGGAGACGGUCGUGCAGGCGUGGGCCGUUGGUUUCUACAACUGGAUCGGCGCCGCAACGUUUGGCGAAAUCUGGGAAGACCCGGCCAAGCCGAACUGGGAGACGGGAGUCUCGUUCCGUCCCGGAACAUGUGUCUUCAAGAUUCUCAUGACGGAAGCCAACGAAACGCAACUCUUCAAUCUCAAGGACGCCCCGACGAUGCAAGCCUUCAUUGCGACCCCCGACUCUGUGAAGAAAAACAACGCGAGUGAGCGCAAGACGACACCAACCGAUUUGCGACUCCUGCAGGUUGAUUUCGCUGUCCGUGACGACCGGUCGCCAAUCGGGUGGGUAUUUGGCACGUUUAUGUACGAUGGGAGUCUGACCCAGCACAAGAACACGUGGGACCGCAUCAUCCCGGUCGGCAUCAUGUGGGGAAAUGACCCUAACCUCACCAAGCAAGAUUACGCAGACGGAAAGCGUCCCGUCGAGUCUUGGAUCAAUCCCGUGGCGGACGAUCUCAAGAAGAGGCUGGGCGGGACACGAGCGUCGAGCCCUUGGGGCGUGUCUGGGAGGCUGAACGGCCCUGUCGACAACUUCAAGUCCGCGUGCACAUCAUGCCACUCAACCGCCGAGAACUACCCCGACGGCAGCGUGAGCAUGAUCCCGCCCGACACGUGCGAAGCCGAGCUGUGGUUCCGCAACCUGCUCGCGCCCAAGCAGUCGUUCACCCGGUGCAAGGCCACUGGCGACUACUCGCUGCAGCUCAUGACGGGCUAUAACAACUAUCUCAAGUGGGACGGCGUGCAGCAGGGCUUCAAGCACAAGGUCAAGGUGUCCAUCCCGUUCUCUGCCGCCAAGAAGAGGGAGGCCGCCAUCGACGCCAAGAGAGCGCCGCUGCGGUCGCAGGAGUGA